Chlamydomonas reinhardtii is the source of this 2041-nucleotide messenger RNA. RefSeq lists its product as uncharacterized. The record is from RefSeq and is a predicted model, not a curated record. The coding region runs from base 82 to 1989 and encodes 635 amino acids. Lineage: Eukaryota; Viridiplantae; Chlorophyta; Chlorophyceae; Chlamydomonadales; Chlamydomonadaceae. The transcript is spliced from 2 exons.
GGCGUGGUGCUGGCCGCAGACACGGCCGCUGCCCUGGCCGACCGGCCGGGUGCCAGCGCCGCGCAGCGUCAGGCUGCGGCCAUGGCCAACUUGGCAGUGCGGGAGGAGCGGGCAGCUGCCGCAGCGGCCAGCCACAAUGCCCGCGCUGCACUGAUGGAGGAGCAUGGGGAGCGGGGCACUCGCUGGUUCCAUCGGCAGGCUGACGAGCCAGCAGCCGGCGCGCAGGAGCCCAUCACGCACUUGAAGGUGCCGGGGCAACCGGCGCCUGUGGCGCUCACGGGGCCGGGCACGCGCAACACUGUCUCCGCAGCCGCCGCAGCCAUGUACAGCAGCACCAGCCCCACCGGCCUGUUCCGCGUGCAGCCGGUCUGUACGGCGUCGCAGCAACAGCUUCUGGCGGCCAUUGACCGCAAGGUUCCAGCGGAUCUGCACGCCGCCGCGGAGGGGUCCGGUGACGGCGCCCUCAGUGAUGCCGAGCUGAUGGCAGCGCUGGCUGGCUCCGCCAAUGGUAAAGCACCUGGGUCGGACGGGGUCCCGUACGAGGUGUACAAGGUUUUCUGGGCGCUGCUGGGUCCGCGCUUGUGUGCUGCUGCUGCCGCUGCCUUUGCUGCCGCUGCAGACGCCCACGAUGGCGGCGAAAUGGCGGCGGCGCUGCCUGCCUCCUGGCGGGAGGGCAUCAUCACGCUCAUCUACAAGGGCAAAAGCCUGGACCGCGCCGAGCUGGCGUCGUACCGGCCCAUCACGCUGCUCAACUGCGACUUCAAGAUGGUGUCCAAGGCCGUCAGCGCCCGCCUGCAGCCUGCCCUGGAUGCAGUUGUGGAUGAGCUGCAGACCGCGUUCAUCACCGGCCGCUGGAUUGGAGACAACGCGCUGUACCUCCAAGGCCUGAUCGAAUGGAUGCGCCUGGACGUGGGCGCGGACGGCACGCCACGGCAGGGUGGUGCGCUGUACUUCUUGGACAUUGAAAAGGCGUAUGACCGGGUGCACCGGCAGUGGCUGUAUGCGUCCGCGGAGGGUCUGGGGUUUGGGCCGCGCAUGCUGCGCUGGAUCCGCCUGAUCACUGCCAACGGCUCUGCCCGCGUGUGUGUGAACGGGAUGCUCUCUGACGCCUUCCCAGUGCUGAACGGCUUGCCGCAGGGCAGCACCGCCUCACCACCCCUGUGGGUCAUCCAGAUGCAGCCACUGACGUCCUUUCUGCGGCGGCAGGUGGAGCAAGGGGCACUGCGCACGCCCCUGUUACCCAGCGGCGAGCAGGCGCCACCGGCUGCCCACCACGCUGACGACACGACCCUAACGGCGCGCGACCCGGCGGUGGACGGGCCGGUCCUGAUGGCGGCAGUACAGCUGUUCUGCCGCGCGUCCAACGCCCGUGUCCAUCCGGACAAGAGCAAGGCCAUGGGCCUUGGCAGGUUUGCGCACCUGACGGGCCCUUGCCCACACACGGGGGUGCCGUUUACCACUGGCGCCGUGACGCACCUGGGUGUGCCCCUGUCAUGGGACUCGGAUGCGGCUGCAGCUGACUUGUACACCCGGCGGGCUCGCGGCAUGGCAUUUGUGGCGCGUCUGUGGGCUGCCCUGUCUCUGACUCUCGUUGGCCGUGUGCACAUUGCGAAGCAGGUGCUGGCGGCGAAGCUGGCCUACCACUUCAGCUUCCUCAACCCGUCGCCUGCGCAGCUGAAGGAACUCACCGACCUGGUGGACCACUUUGCUGCGCGCUCCAUGCACGCUGAGGACGCCAGCCUGGUGUCGCAUGGGAACCCGCUCCUGCUGCCCAAGCGGGAAACGGCCUGUCUGCCGUACAAGGACGGGGGUGUCAACCACGUCGACCUGCCUGCGUUCCUGUCUGCCCUGCAACGACGCGCCGGCGCCAGCGGGGCUGCCUGCCCGGCUGGCGGCCGCGGUCGGCCACGUGCGGAGCGCGGGUGUGGAACAGCAUCCGCCGCAGCCAGCCACUCAGCCGCCAGCGGCGCCGCCGCAGUGGCGGGUUAGCCUGGACCAGCUGUGGGUGGCUAACACUGCGGGGGCUGUGUCCUACGUCCAC